Molecule: messenger RNA, 4707 nt
Organism: Pecten maximus
Lineage: Eukaryota; Metazoa; Mollusca; Bivalvia; Pectinida; Pectinidae
Product: sodium-dependent proline transporter-like
Exons: 15
Coding region: 103-2043 (646 amino acids)
Biological process (GO): sodium ion transmembrane transport
Cellular component (GO): membrane
Molecular function (GO): L-proline transmembrane transporter activity
Source: RefSeq, a predicted model, not a curated record
CAGAGGGUAUUUCAAGUCUUAUCAAGACUGGCUAGACACAGUGACAUAGGAUUACCAGCGUCCGCGGGAGACAACAGCCCAACGUUACCGUAAACCAACACUAUGUCACAGACCCCGGAACGAGGACAAUGGACAGGGAAACUGGACUUCAUCCUGUCCUGCAUUGGAUUCUCAGUCGGACUCGGAAACAUAUGGAGAUUUCCUUACCUUUGUUACAGGAACGGAGGGGGCGCCUUCAUCAUACCAUACGUUAUUAUGUUGGUGAUCGCCGGAGUGCCACUCUACUUCCUGGAACUUAGUCUGGGCCAGUUCGCCAGCCAGGGUCCGGUCACCGUGUGGAACCUCUGCCCAAUCUUCUACGGUAUCGGCUGGGCCAUGAUCAUGAUCAGCGCCAUGGUAUGUACCUACUACAACGUCAUCAUCAUGUACUCCGUCUACUACAUGUUAGUGUCAUUCGUCAACCUUGACGACGAGUUACCAUGGCAAAAAUGUGGUAAAUCCUGGAACACAGAAAAGUGCCGAGACGAGCCCUACCCAGACAUGGACGGCAUGAACGAGACCAGCAAGGUCACAGCGAUGUUAGGUCUUAAGGACCAGUCAUGCUUGACGGAUUUAUUGACGGCGAUUAGUGGCAUGUAUAACCAAACAUACAGUACAUUAACCGACCUGAACUCGACCCAUCUCUCCGAACAUACGGUGGACUGUGAUAUCAAGUUCCAGACACCCAGCGCUGAGUACUGGAACCGCUAUGUACUACGGGUCCAUGAAUCGGACGGUAUGGAGGAUAUUGGCGGGGUCAGUCUUAAGAACGUCCUUUGUCUCCUAUUAUGCUGGAUCUUUAUCUUCUUCUGUCUAAUGAAGGGUGUCAAAUCUUCAGGCAAGGUGGUGUACUUCACGGCGCUGUUUCCAUACGUUGUUCUGGUCGUCCUGCUAAUUCGAGGUCUUACCCUGCCUGGGUAUGAGAAAGGUAUAAAAUUCUACAUAGUCCCUGAAUGGGAAAGGCUCAAAGACCCAAAGGUCUGGGGAGACGCCGCCACACAGAUUUUCUACUCUCUGGGAGUCGCUUUUGGAGGCAUUCUUACCAUGUCAAGUUAUAACAGAUUCAAAAACCACACUCUCAGAGACGCUUUGAUAAUUUCCUUCGUGAACUGCUCGACCAGUGUGUUUGGUGGAUUCGCUAUAUUCGCACUUCUCGGCUACAUGUCGCAUGUCACCAAUGUUCCCGUGGAGGAUGUGGCAGACAGUGGACCAGGCCUUGCCUUCAUCGCCUAUCCCGAGGGUAUUGCCAAACUACCAUCUCCUCCAAUAUUCGCCUUCCUGUUUUUCUUUAUGAUCUUUACACUCGGGUGUGAUAGCCAGUUUGCUAUGAUGGAGACCGUGAUCAGUGGAUUCUCGGAUGUCUUCCCCAACCAACUUCGUAAAAGGAAGACACUCUUCACUUUCUUCUGCUGCAUGAUAGGAUUUCUACUGGGGAUUCCACAAGCUACAAAGGGCGGUAUAUACAUCCUCACCUUGGUAGACUGGUAUUCCGGCAGCUACAACCUCAUGAUCAUCUGCUUCUGUGAGAUCGUGGCUGUGUGUUACAUCUACGGAGUCAACAAAUUCCGGGCUGACGUGGAGAUGAUGAUAGGUAAACAGAGCAUCAUAGUCUGGUCUUACUUCUACGCCACAUGGUGCUUCAUUACACCGGCCGCCAUAGCGUUCAUUGUCAUCAUGAUGGCUAUCAACUACUCACCAGCCUAUUUAGGGAACUACAACUACCCUGGAUUUGCUGAGGCCCUGGGUUGGUUCAUGGUGGUCACUCCCCUUCUACUCGUACUUGGAGGCGCAAUAGUUCAGUCCAUCAGGUCCGGCGGGGUAGGGAUCGCCCUGAGACCUGUAAGAGAAUGGGGUCCUGCGCUGGACGAGAACCGUAUACCACCCCGUUAUGCAUCUCUCAGCGAUCCUAGGCACGACGACAUUCAGUACAACUCGAAAGGAGGAACCGUUUUUGUCGUCAACAAAGGACAAGAUAACAAAUCUUACACAGGAGAGAAACUCUAAAUUAUCACGGAGGAUACAUAUUUUGGCAUUUCACUCGUGAAAUAUUUUGUUAUUCAACUCGUGAAAUAUUAUGGUAUUCCACUCGUGAAAUAUUUUGGUAUUCCACUCGUGAAAUACAUGUAUUAUGCUAUUCCAUUCGUGAAAUAUUAUGGAAUUCCACUCGUGAAAUAUUUUGGUAUUCCACUCGUGAAAUAUUUUGGUAUUCCACUCGUGAACUAUUAUGGUAUUAGUGAGGACACUGUUAGAUGACUUCUAUCUAGACCACAGUGAUAUCAUCUUUUGUUCAGUUGUAGACUAUUUUGUAUUAUAUGGGUUCAGGAUAAAGAAUCGGUGAUAUGUGGACAGACGAGUAACAAUAAUUAUUGAUAUUAAAUAUAAAAGUUUAACAUUAAACAUGUUUGCAAGAUAUUAUGCAGCAAAGAAUGUAGGAAUUUUAUCAUUUUUCAAAAUAUUUUCAUAUGUACUAUGAAUCUUUAAAAGGACUGUACUUCUAACUAGAGGAGAAUAUGGAGAUAUUAUGGAAAAGUUCGUGUAUGCUUACUUAUUCUGUAACUAAAGUAACAUUGUGAUUUUUUUUGACAAUGCUACAUGUGUGUAAAUACAUAUAAAACUGUACUGGAAAAUGAAUUUAACAAGUUUUUUUUUUUUAAUAGUUCUAAAGCCUAUAAUGAGCAUUUGUUCAUGCUUCUAAACAUGGAAGACAUGCUUCUAAACAUUCCCCCACAUCCAUGCUUCUAAACGCGCAUACUAUACAAAUGUCUUUGCUUAAGAUCAACCGUCAUGACAAUGAUAUAUAUCACAGGUAAUAAGAAAAUCAGAAAUGUUCAAACGCUUCUCAUUUGUGACAAAAUGAGCGAUUAAAUGUUUUGGGUUAUUGGAGCAGAUUGUUUAUUUGGUUUCUUGUAAAUAUCCAUAGAGAUAUCAACUUGUGUUCAUAUGAUAUAUCCUAAAUGUAGUGCACGUCUCGUUUAUCAUAUCAUAUAUACUGCAUAACAAACUAUACAACAUCUUAUUUCCUAUAAAUCUGAUAUUGAUGACAAUGUUUUCAUUGUUAUAUUUCAAAAAUAUGUAACUUCUGUUUGGCUUUUACAACAUUCUAUAUCCUCUUUGCGUUAAUCAUAGGUAGAUUCCGAGAAAUUUAUGUUCAUUUAUGGCAAAUUCGGGUACGUGGCAAAAAUAAGCAUGUGAAUAGUUUACUGAGAUGGUGCAGCUUUUUAGCCUUCAACAAAAAAAAUGGAACGCAUGCUGCAAACAAUCAAUUUUGUGACGACAUACAUAAAUGACGUCAUGCUAUGGUACAUUCUAUCAUGCUAUAGUCUCUACAGUGAAAUAUGUCUUCCGUCAAGCGCCCCUAUGUCGAGAAGUGUUUUAUGCUGCUCAAGUUAUGUAGUUAAUAUUGUACAACACUGAUAUUAAUGCCUUAUUUCUUGAAUUUGUUUAUUGAUUCAAUUUCAUGAGUAUUCGUGGUACAUGGUUAUAGCUAAAACAUUCAGUGAAUAGUCCUGAAAAGCAUGUUUUAUUUCAAUUUAUGUUAAUAUUUUAUUGAAUUUGCAUGUACAAUUCUAGAAAAUUAUCCGAAAUAUUUAAUUAACAUACAGUAUAUUCUCACAAUCUGAUCGCCAUGUUGAAUAUUGAUCAUAUCCACAUCUGAUACCGACAGAUACUUCAAUAAUAAAUGCUAUCAACCUGAUGGUUUUUCAUUGAUACUUCUUACUGAUAUACAUUAUUUGUAUGUUAAACUUGAAGACUUAAUUAGGGAUAAUUUUGUGUUUUUUAUAGCGCUUUUGUAUAUUACCGAUAUGUCUGUAAUCGGUAUCCAUGAUGUAUGUAAUAUAUCUACAUAGCCGGUACCCGCUUAUAUACAAACACUAGUAUAACGUGUAUAUAUAUAUAUAUAACAAAAAUUGAUCGGCUAAGCUGGAACUUAAGACAAAUGUUGUUGGUAUUUUAAGUGUAGACAAAAUUUAAAUUUAAAUCAACAAAACUGAUUUCAGAAUGAUUAUCAACAACUGACAAAAAUAAAAUGUAGGUUUGAUCAUGUUUCAUUAAAAAUUACAUAUUUUUAUUUCAAAGUACAUUACCGAUAUGUUAAGACAAUGGGGUACUGAACGUUCCACUCUUACUUAUAUAUUGUGGCAAAACGCUGUAUUAGGCAUGACGCGCAAUGAACUCAAAUUGUUAAUGGCUUCAGACAAUUACUUGUUAAAUAUUAAUUAAUAUACAAUCAAUGUUAAUGGCUUCAGACAAUUACUUGUUAAAUAUUAAUUAAUAUACAAUCAAUGCUAAUGGCUUCAGACAAUUACUUGUUAAAUAUUAAUUAAUAUACGAUCAAUGUUAAUGGCUUCAGACAAUUACUUGUUAAAUAUUAAUUAAUAUACAAUCAAUGUUAAUGGCUUCAAACAAUUACUUGUUAAAUAUUAAUUAAUAUACGAUCAAUGUUAAUGGCUUCAGACAAUUACUUGUUAAAUAUUAAUUAAUAUACAAUCAAUGCAAACUAUGGCUGAUGUAAUUAUAUAUUAUAACUUUUAUUUCAUUGUUUAAGUAUAACCCAUGUUUUAAAUAAAGAAUAUGAUUACGAUGUAUAUUUAAUAUUAAUAUAUCUUAAGAGAUAUUAUAUUUCAAAAUGUUUGAACUGUUAUAUAGAACAUUUAUCUUAAUAAAAUU